Harpegnathos saltator (Jerdon's jumping ant) is the source of this 1839-nucleotide messenger RNA. It is a transcript of the gene Rad60, whose product is annotated as DNA repair protein Rad60. Lineage: Eukaryota; Metazoa; Arthropoda; Insecta; Hymenoptera; Formicidae. The record is from RefSeq and is a predicted model, not a curated record. The transcript has 9 exons. Bases 467 to 1441 code for a protein of 324 amino acids. Gene Ontology annotation, biological process: positive regulation of transcription by RNA polymerase II; cytokine production.
AUUGCACUAGUUCAGCAGUGCAGCUAUAAAGAACAGACCCUUACACUGUCGCUAUAGCUAAGAAGAUACUGCAUUUUUAUUAACCAUGUUGAUACUGUGUUGUUUCAUCAGCUAAGUUUUAUCAUAAGAGAAUAAAUAUUUUUUAUAAUAUCAAUCUACGAAACAGCCAAUGAAAUAGUUGGACAUGAAUUACGCGAAUACAAAGCAGGAUACCGGGCAUGAAUCUUCUCCUCUUGCGUAAACUUGUAAAAAGUGAAAAAUUUUUUAUGUAAAAACACGAGAAUGUUCACUUUCUUAAAUUUACAUUAGUGAAAAAGACUUAUGUGUGAUAGAUAAUAGUUCGUUUGCAGAAAAAUCACAUGCAACUACGUAAAAUUCUACAUGAAUUACUUGGUAAUCUAUAUUUUUUGGAUCAGUCCUUCUGAACGAGUGAUAAUGUUUCUUCAGGAUUCCUCCAAAUAGAAGAAUGGAUAAAAUAUUAAUAGAGAGUUCCUCAGAUGAAGAUGAUACAUAUACAAACUUUGCUGGCCGCUUAAGAGCAUUGAAAAAGAAACGUCUUGAAAACGAAAAACUUGCCAGUGUUGCAGUAACAAGUGGUGAAAAUAAUAUAAUAAUUAGUGAUGAUGAAGUUAUGUCAAAUAACAUAACAAAUAACAUAAUUAUAGAAAGAGAAACUAGAAUUACAAGAUCCAAAAAUGGAAAUAGAGGUAAAGCUAGAGGUAAAAACAGAGGUAGAGGCAAAGACAAAACCAAAACUUAUCAUACUAUGUCAACUACGGAUAGGCCUUCGUUUAUUAAUAAUCUAGAUUGUACCGAGAUAGAAAUUGUACCAGAUAUUGUAUUUGAAGAAAACUUUAACUCAGUUUCUGAAUCUAGUAAGAAUGAUAUCGUUGCCUUGUCUUCGGAUGAUGAUGCUUGCAAUGAAGAUGACAACUAUGAAAUAAAUAUAAAAGUAUUAUGGAGAUCUGUUAGGCUCGACCGUCUGAAUAUGCGUAGACAUGACAGCUUUUUAAAGAUUUUUCAACAUUAUGCUGACUUGGAGAAGGUUUCUGUAAAUGAAAUAUUAAUUAUGAAGAAUGAUAAGAUUAUUAGUCGCAUUGACACACCAGCUUUGCUUAAUCUCUCAGUUAUAGAUAUUCUCGAUGGUGGUAUAGUAAAUCCAGGUAUGAAUGAGUUACCCGAUAAAAAUAAAAAAGAUGAUGAAGAAGACAUAUGCAGUAUUAAAGUACAAACUGGAAACAAGAAGGAAUCGUUGACCAUCCCACUCAAAAAGAAUCAACAAUUUAGAACGUUGUUUUCUUAUUGCGCAGUACAAUUUGGUGAAGAAGAAAGCAAUCUGAAGUUUUAUUUCGACGGGGAACAGAUUGGCCUAUCAGAUACGCCGGAAUCAUUAGAUAUGGAAGGGGAAGCAUGCAUUGAUCUUCGAAUUUCGUCCGCAUAGUUUGAUGCAUUGCAAAGUAAGAAUAUUUUACAACCAUUAACACCGUGCCUUUUAUGGAUUUCUACAGUUUAAUAUAAGAACGUUACUCAUUUGAAAAUGUUGCGCAUUCCCGAAAAACUAUUAUCAAUAUAAAAUUGUAGUGUAUAAGUAAGUUAUAUAUUAUUUAAUAGAAAAUAUCAAAUGGAAGUUCAUAUAUUAAGUUAAAGCUCAGAAAGCGAGAAAUUUAAAUAAAAAUUCAAAUCUCGUUCACAAUCGCAUCACAUGAAAUUAUCAACAAUUUUUUAACCAUAUUUCAUUUUAUUUAUUUCAAUUGUAUCCAUAUAUAUGAUGAUGAAACACAAUAUUCGGUACAUUUAAUCUUAUAAGAGUAUAGGACACAUAUUGAAUUGACAAAAAAA